GUUUGAUUUAUCCUCUUCAGCUUCUAGGGUACAAGGAAUAAUGUCUCCAUCGAGGGAAUGAUUUGGGUUCCUGACUGACUGAGUGACAGAAAUGCAUCUCCAUUUGCUGCUGCUGAUUCUACCUCUGCUGUUCUUCGGAGUUUUUGGUUUGGAAGUGGAAGUCCAAGCGCUUAUCGAGUUCAAGAAAGGGAUCCAAGACGAUCCACUCGGGCGUGUGCUCAACUCAUGGGACCGCAGUUCAGUGAUACCACCCAACGAUUGCCCUCAGACCUGGUAUGGGAUUGUCUGCGACGCCGGCUCUGGUUCCGUCACGGCUCUUGUUCUCGACGAAUUGAAUUUGUCCGGAGAUUUAAAGUUUGCUACGUUGACCCCGCUCACAAUGCUGAAGAAUCUCAGCCUCUCCGGGAACUUUUUUACUGGUCGGCUGGUCCCGACCAUGGGUGGGAUGACUAAUCUGCAGUAUUUGGAUCUGUCCAGGAAUCAGUUCUACGGCCCGAUCCCUGAUACGAUGAACAAUCUCUGGGGUUUGAACUAUCUCAACCUCUCUUCCAAUGGUUUUACUGGUGGAUUCCCGGCUGGAAUCAGGAAUCUUCAGCAGUUGAGGUUCUUGGAUUUACAUUCUAAUAGACUUUGGGGCGACAUUGGAGAUUUGUUGUCGGAGUUGCGUAAUGUCGAAUACGUCGAUUUGAGCUUUAAUGGGUUUUAUGGGGGUCUUUCCUUGGCCGCUGACAACAUUUCUACCUUGUCUAAUACCAUUCGGUAUGUGAAUAUGAGUCACAAUAGCUUGAAUGGGAACUUCUUUUCACAUGAUUCAUUUAAUAUGUUAAGGAACUUGGUCGUUUUGGACCUUGGGGACAACCAGCUUACUGGACAGCUCCCUUCAAUUAACUCAUUGCCUAACCUUCAAACUUUACGCCUUGGGAGCAAUCAGUUGUACGGACCCAUUCCGGAAGAUCUGCUGGGAGAUUCUAUUCCGCUGGAGGAACUGGAUCUCAGCCACAAUGGGUUUUCAGGUUCAAUUCAGGGAAUCACGUCUCCUGUUUUGAAAAUUUUGAAUCUUUCAUCAAAUGUGCUAGCCGGAUCACUGCCUUCCACUUUAGGAGGAUGUGUAAUUCUGGAUUUGAGCAAAAACAUGAUUUUUGGUGACAUAUCCACUGUGCAGAGUUGGGGGGACUCUAUGGAGGUUAUUGAUUUGAGCUCAAAUUCUUUGUCAGGCAGCUUCCCAAAUCUGACUACCCAGUUUCAGAGGUUGACUUCUAUAAAUGUUAGAAAUAAUUCCUUAGUAGGUGACCUGCCUCUUGCAUUAGGAAACUACCCAAAACUUUCUGCAGUUGACUUCAGCUUGAAUGCACUAACAGGGUAUAUUCCGACUAGUUUCUUCACCUCAUUGACCUUAACAAACCUGAAUCUCUCAGGAAAUCACUUUACUGGGCCAAUCCCUCUUCAAGGUCCACACACCACUGAAUUAUUAUUUUCACCUUCUUAUUCACAAAUCGAAUCCCUUGAUCUCUCCAGUAAUUCAUUAACUGGUUCCUUGCCUUCCGCAAUAGGUAAUAUGGGUAGGCUUAAGUUGCUAAACCUUGCAAAGAACAGCUUGUGUGGACAGAUACCAAGUGAGCUUAGUAAACUUAAUGGCUUGGAGUACCUUGACUUAUCAAACAAUCAUUUCGAUGGUGAGAUUCCUGAUAGGCUCCCAUCAACUCUAAAUUUUUUCAAUGCGUCCUAUAACGAUUUAUCUGGUACUGUUCCUGGAAAUUUGAGGCAUUUCCCCCCUAAUUCAUUUCAUCCUGGAAAUCCUUCACUAAUCUACCCAACUGAGUCUGGUUCUGGGGGUUUUCAAGGUAGUGGGCAACAUCACAGUUCAAAAACUAGUAUCAGAGUGGCGAUUGGUCUUGCUUCUGUUGGGGCAGUGGUGAUGAUUAUCUUUGUUUUACUGGCAUAUUAUCGAGGGCACUUGCAAGAAUUUCCUGGAAGAAGUGGAAUUAGUGGGCAAACUAUGGGGAGGGAUAUUAAGCUGGGAAGAUUUGCUCGACCAUCCCGUUUAAAGUUCCAAAAAAAUGUUAAUCCCCCUCCAACUUCGUUAAGUUUUUCAAGUGAUCACUUGUUAACUUCGAAUGCAAGGUCAAUGUCUGGGUUCGUAAUUAAAACAUCAGAGCAUGGUUUAACUGAAGGAAUAGAAGCAGGUCCAGAGCCUAUAAAGCCUGAUAUUCCAGAUAAUCAUCCUCCAAACUCUGGACGAAAGUCAUCAGAAGGGUCUCCCUUCUCUUCGUCACCCUGUUUUAUUGAGGCUUGUGAGCAACCGGUGAUGUUAAAUGUGUACUCACCAGAUCGAUUAAUUGGGGAGCUAUUUUUCCUGGACAGCUCAUUAGUAUUCACAGCUGAGGAGUUGUCUCGAGCACCGGCAGAAGUUCUCGGUAGAAGCAGUCAUGGGACUCUAUACAAGGCUACCCUAGAUAAUGGACAUAUUUUGACUGUGAAGUGGUUGCGAGCAGGACUCGUCAAACAUAAGAAAGAAUUCGCUAAGGAAGCUAAAAGAAUUGCAUCUAUUAGACAUCCAAACAUUGUUCCUCUAAGAGCAUAUUAUUGGGGGCCCCGGGAACAAGAAAGGCUGAUUCUAGUGGAUUAUAUCCAUGGAGAUAGCUUGGCCCUACAUCUCUAUGAGACUACUCCUCGAAGGUACUCCCCAUUGUCGUUUAGCCAGAGACUGAAAAUUGCAGUUGACGUUGCUCGGUGUUUAACAUACCUCCAUGAUAAUGGCCUCCCUCAUGGCAACCUAAAGCCAACAAAUAUACUCCUAACAGGCCGUGAUCUUACUGCUCGCAUCACAGAUUAUGGUCUCCAUCGUCUCAUGACACCUGCUGGCACUGCAGAGCAGAUCUUAAACUUGGGAGCACUUGGUUACCGGGCCCCAGAGCUUGCAACUGCGGCCAAACCUUUGCCAUCCUUUAAGGCCGAUGUCUAUGCAUUUGGGGUGAUACUGAUGGAACUGUUAACUAGAAGAAGUGCUGGUGACAUUAUUUCUGGCCAGACAGGUGCAGUAGAUCUUACAGAUUGGGUCGGACUUUGUGCCCAUCAAGGACGAGGAAUGGAUUGCUUUGAUAGAGACAUUGCUAGUGGGGAAGAACCUAAUAAAGCAAUGGAUGAAUUGCUUGCCAUAUCACUGAGGUGUAUUCUUCCUGUGAAUGAGAGGCCUAAUACCAGACAAGUUUUUGAGGAUCUCUGUUCUAUAUCUGUUUGAAAUGUACAUGUGUCUUCUAAUAGUUUUUGUUUUUAAUCUUCCUUGUUUUCUAUUUUUCCCCUUCCUUUAUUGGGUCCCAAGCCUUCUGAUCUGGGCUAAUCUUCAAUUUUUUACCCCGCCUUUGAUGUAAAGGAACUGAUUGAUCAAUUGAUUGAUUGAUUUAUUUGAGAGCUUGAAUUGCAAGGAUUGUAAUUUUUA
This is a messenger RNA of Telopea speciosissima, 3436 nucleotides long. RefSeq names its product probable inactive receptor kinase At5g10020. The record is from RefSeq and is a predicted model, not a curated record. Gene Ontology annotation, biological process: protein phosphorylation. Lineage: Eukaryota; Viridiplantae; Streptophyta; Magnoliopsida; Proteales; Proteaceae. The transcript is spliced from 3 exons. Gene Ontology annotation, molecular function: protein binding; protein kinase activity; ATP binding. Bases 92 to 3238 code for a protein of 1048 amino acids.